AUGGGAGGAGAAGACGAUUAUUCGGCCGAUGAACGCCGCGAGCGCCGAAGAUGGAAUCUCGAGCAGCUCAAGGGAGGAAACACCUUCCUCUCCAUGCAGGCUGCAACGAACAAAUUCGACUCGCAAAGAGGCAUGACUGGAAUCGGUAUGCCUCGAUGGAACAUCACCAAGGAUAAGAAACUUGGCUACAUCGACCCCGAUCGUCGAUCCGAGGGCGUUCUCCGCGUACAAUGCGGAACCAACCAAUACGCUUCGCAAAAGGGAGAGACUCCAAUGGGAGCUGGAAGAAAUCAAUGCCCAAAUGUAACUUACAAGAAAGAUUGGGAAACAAUCCUUGACAAGGAGGGAGAAAAGCUCAUGCCGAAACAGGCUGGAGACUUUGGAUACGCUACCCAAGCUGGAGAGAUCUCUAUGGGAGCUCACAGAAAUCAGGUUCCAAAUAUUCGUGGCCGUCUUCCACAUGAUCGAAGAACUCAUGGAGUCCUUUGCUACCAAUAUGGAACCAAUGUUUUCGCUUCCCAACAAGGAAUGAGCUGCCCGCCUGGAAUCGGAGCCGUCCGACAGGCUACAAUGUACAUCGAGGGUCUCGGAUUCAGCGAGGACAACCUCCGCAAGGGAACCGAGUACACCCCGUGGUACUCUGGACAGAACAAAUUUGCCUCGCAAAAGGGAUCCGGUGGCUUCUUGAAAGUUCGAGAUGUACUCCCACACACUGUGGGUGGAAAGGACAUUGAUGAGGAGAAGAAGCAACUCUCUGAGGGUAUCGUCCCACUUCAAUCCGGCACCAAUCGAUUGGCCUCACAAAAGGGAAUGACCAACUUUGGCACACCGAGAAACACCCUUCUCAAGCAGGGAUGGAAGAAGGAAUGGAUUGAGGAUUAUGAGUCGGCGUUGCGUGAAUGGGAAGAGAACCGUCCACCAGGCUCAGCUUCAUCUGUUGAUCCAUUUGGUCAUUACAAGAAGAAGUUCGAAGACAGAGAGUCAACCCGUCAAUCAGAAGCCGAUGUAAUGUCGGUGAAAGCACACAGUGAGAAAGCUGAAGAGCCUGAAGAGGUUGAAGAAGAAGAAGAAGAGGAAGAAGAGAAGACUCCGGAACCAGUGAAAGAGGCUGUUGAAGAGGCUGAAGAAGAGGAAGAAGACGCUGGUGAAGAGGAAGAAUAUGAAGAGGAAGAGGAAGAGGAAGAAGAAGAGGAG
Molecule: messenger RNA, 1194 nt
Organism: Mesorhabditis belari
Lineage: Eukaryota; Metazoa; Nematoda; Chromadorea; Rhabditida; Rhabditidae
Source: the annotation of a GenBank genome assembly